Mya arenaria is the source of this 390-nucleotide messenger RNA. RefSeq names its product ctenidin-3-like. The record is from RefSeq and is a predicted model, not a curated record. The transcript has 2 exons. NCBI's taxonomy places the organism in Eukaryota, Metazoa, Mollusca, Bivalvia, Myida, Myidae. Bases 1 to 390 code for a protein of 129 amino acids.
AUGGGAGGAUACGGAGGCGGUAUGGGAGGCGGCAUGAUGGGAGGAUAUGGUGGAUACGGCAGCGGUAUGGGAGGAUACGGCGGAUACGGCAGUGGUAUGGGAGGAUACGGUGGAUACGGAAGCGGUAUGGGAGGAUACGGAGGCGGUAUGGGAGGCGGCAUGAUGGGAGGUUACGGUGGAUACGGCCAAGGCAUGAUGGGAGGUUAUGGCGGAUACGGAGGCCAAGGUAUGGGAGGAUACGGAGGCGGUAUGGGAGGUGGUAUGGGAGGCGGCAUGAUGGGCGGAUAUGGAGGUUAUGGUGGAUACGGAGGUGGAAUGAUGGGAGGUUCUGGUGGAUACGGAGGUGGCAUGAUGGGAGGUUUCGGACGCAAGAAGAAGGGAUACUAUUAA